Messenger RNA from Adineta ricciae, 723 nucleotides. NCBI's taxonomy places the organism in Eukaryota, Metazoa, Rotifera, Eurotatoria, Adinetida, Adinetidae. The record is from the annotation of a GenBank genome assembly.
AUGCUGUCAACAAGAUUUGAACUUUGUUUAGAUUUCAUUGUUUUAUUUCGGGCUCCAACGCCAAAUCGAUUUCAUUUCGUCAAUUUAUUCGUUAUGUCUAUCGAUUCAAUGAAUGAACAACUAAGUGCUGAACUUACGGAACUGGCCAUUCGACAAGUAGAAGAGCCGGAUAAUCUAAAUAUUCUCAGCGAAAUGAAGACACCCAGAUGCAUCAAUCCAACAACGGACCUGAUAGGAUUCCCGGUGACGGAUUUGAAUUGGAUUCCGUUGGUUCGGUUAGAACAAAUCAAAGAUAAUAAAUCGGAUGAACAAGUGAUGGCCAGUAGUAUUAGGAGCAACGGAAACGACAAUGGAACGGCAAAUGUAGUUGAGAAAUUGUAUUGCAGUGGUUGGUGGAAAGAAAAUCCAAGAAAUCCAUGUUUCGGGUCCGACGAGAUCCGACGUGGGAUCCGAUCGGAUCCGAGACCGUCGGAAUCCAAUGCGAUUCCGUCACCCGGAUUUCAUCGGAUCCGUCGAAUUCCUGUAGGAUCCGAUAAAAUUCUGUAUUGGAUCCGAUGGGAUCCGGUGGGAUCCGAUUUAAAACAAGAACCGGCCGAUCCGAGAAAUAGCACUGUUCGCGCUCUUCAUUAUGGUUCAGCGGGAAACAGCCUAGCAGAAUUUGAUAUCAAUAAAUAUUCGUCAACUUUAUCUUUUAGUAUUACAAUAUCUGAUUUACCUGAUUGA